Phanerochaete carnosa HHB-10118-sp is the source of this 534-nucleotide messenger RNA. RefSeq lists its product as uncharacterized. The record is from RefSeq and is a predicted model, not a curated record. The annotation marks the transcript as partial. Lineage: Eukaryota; Fungi; Basidiomycota; Agaricomycetes; Polyporales; Phanerochaetaceae. The transcript has 2 exons.
UACACAGCUGCACGGAUGAGACUGUGGUGACAGUAUCUGGGAGAUAUUGAACAUCACGCGGGCGCGAUUUCGGUCAUUCGAGAAUCUGAUCGUUGAGCGUUGGUUUUCGUCUGACCAUGUCAUACAAGUCUCAAGAUACUCCGCAUCCGAGAAUCUGACCAUAUUCUCAAAACCCAAGAAUCGUGAGUCCGCCCGUCAGAAAUUCUGCGCCUAAGACUUGUGCAAAUGAGUUUUUGUGCUCGCAGCACUGAACUGUGGGGAACUAGGCAUGUCACUUCAGAGGCUCUUCACCACGACGCGAGCACAUGUGUACGCGAGCUUGACAGCCGUGUCGAUUUCAACCUACGUCCAUGCCCGCCAGUAUCCUGAGUGUAUCGAACGCGUCUUUAUGUCGAAACCGCGCAAAUCCACCCUUGCCUCCUUCAUCGCCCCCCGAGUAUGAUCGGCCCACCAAUCGUGUUUCGGUUCUGCCUCUACGCAACACCUUUGGCACAUCAUACACCUUUUGCCGAAUGCAUCAUGCCCAUGUCAACC